Amaranthus tricolor (Joseph's coat) is the source of this 972-nucleotide messenger RNA. RefSeq names its product protein MAIN-LIKE 1-like. NCBI's taxonomy places the organism in Eukaryota, Viridiplantae, Streptophyta, Magnoliopsida, Caryophyllales, Amaranthaceae. The transcript has 4 exons. Gene Ontology annotation, biological process: meristem maintenance; meristem development. The record is from RefSeq and is a predicted model, not a curated record. The coding region runs from base 1 to 972 and encodes 323 amino acids.
AUGUUGCACGACAUGCAACGAAUUUUAGGCAUUGGUAUUAAUGGUUCACUGCCGGCUGAACCCGCUGGUGGUGACUGGAAGCUAGCAUUGGCCGGUCGGUUUGGAGAGCUCAUGUUUGAGCUGCGGAGGAAGGGGUACUUCACCAGCAGGAGCAUCAAUGUUGGGGAAGUUUUGCACAUGUGCCAUCGGUCUCAGGCUUUAGAGACACAGUCCACGGCCUACUACAUGGCUAUUAUUGGUUCGACACUGCUUGUGGAUGAGACCAGGAUUGGGAUGCGACCUCACCCUAUACUAACUGUUAACACCGAUCAGGAUGAGAUUGCUUGGGGUGCAGUGACCCUAGCGUAUUUGUACCGACAAUUGGAUAUGGCGUCUAGGGCUGGUUGCAAGACCAUUGCCGGUUGUCUUACAUUGCUGCAGACUUGGAUAUACGAGUACUUUCCGGCGUUUCGCCCCCAUCCUUGUCGAGCUGAUGUGCCUAACACGACCAGGGCGAAGAUAUGGUCGCCGCAGAAGCUAGUUCGUGACUUGAGUAGGCUGAGACAGUGUAGAGUGGAAUGGAUCUCAUACAAUACUUCUCCUAGGGCAUUACUAAAUGAGCAGCCACGCACCACAUUCAUCGGGGGUAUCACUUGUUUUGAUAUCGUAGAGGUGUAUUUGCCCGAGAGGACAGUCAGGCAGCUGGAUUUUGAACUUUCUCGGGCAUCUAUUCCAUCGGAGGCUGCUGGUGAAUACGUUGACUGGUUUAGAGUAUGCUCCCACCCAUUCCUCCUCCCCGGCGAAGGACCUAAUGCUGAUUUUGGUGCAACUGAUAGCAGAUUUGUUAAUAAAUUUCCGAGUCGACUCGUGCCGCUGAUGAGGAUGCCUGCCAUCCCCGAUAUGACCCCUUGGGAACGACAGACUGUUUACAUGGAAGAAGUUAAAGAUUUGUUUGCCGAAUGGCAAGCUUUUACAGGGCACGACCCUUCAUAG